UGUGAUUGGCCGGUUUUCCUUCACUUCCUGUAGUUUUGACACAACAGCAGCAGGCUAGCAGUUCUUAGCACUUAGCAGACAUUUCACUUGUCAAUUCGCCGUAGUAUUCAACUUGCGAUGUCCGAAAACAUGUCAGCAGAGGUGGAGCGAUCAGAAAGAUCAGAUGGCAAGCUUGUGAAGAUGGAGAUUGACUACAGUUCAACUGUAGAUACACGUCUACCGGAGUGUGCCAAAAUGGCAAAAGAAGGUAGGCUGCAGGAGGCCGUUGAAAGCCUCUUGUCGCUGGAGAAGCAAACAAGAACGGCUUCUGACAUGGUGUCAACCUCCAGAAUCCUGGUGGCCGUUGUGCAGAUGUGCUAUGAAGCGAAGGACAUGGAUGCCCUGAAUGAAAACAUUAUGCUGCUCUCUAAAAGGAGGAGUCAGCUCAAAGGGGCUGUUGCUAAGAUGGUGCAAGAAUGUUACAAGUAUGUAGAUACCGUGACCGACCUGACCGUUAAGCUGAGACUCAUUGACACACUACGCACAGUGACCGCUGGAAAGAUCUAUGUGGAGAUUGAGCGAGCCAGGCUGACAAAAACAUUGGCAAACAUCAAGGAGCAGCAUGGCGAGGUCAAAGAGGCCGCAGCAAUCCUCCAAGAGCUGCAGGUGGAGACAUACGGCUCCAUGGAGAAGAAAGAGAAGGUGGAGUUCAUCCUGGAGCAAAUGAGACUGUGCAUCGCUGUCAAGGACUACAUCCGCACCCAGAUCAUCAGCAAGAAGAUCAACACCAAGUUCUUUACAGAGGAUGGCACCGAGGAGUCUAAGCUGAAGUAUUACAAUCUGAUGAUCCAAGUAGACCAGCACGAGGGAUCCUACUUGUCCAUCUGCAAACACUACCGUGCCAUCUAUGAUACCCCCUGCAUUCUGGAGGAUAGCUCCAAAUGGCAACAGGCCCUGAAAAGUGUUGUUCUGUACGUGAUACUGGCUCCCUACGACAACGAGCAGUCAGACCUGGUGCACAGAAUCAACGAAGACAAGAAAUUGGAAGAAAUACCCAAAUACAAGGACCUCCUGAAGCAGUUCACCACCAUGGAGCUGAUGCGUUGGGCCUCCCUGGUGGAGGAUUAUGGGAAGGAGCUGAGGGAGGGCUCCCCCGACAGCCCGGCCACCGACGUAUUCAACUGCUCAGAGGAGGGCGAGAAGAGGUGGAAGGACCUCAAGAAUAGAGUGGUGGAGCACAAUAUAAGAAUUAUGGCCAAAUAUUACACAAGAAUCACAAUGAAGAGGAUGGCUGGCCUCCUGGACCUCUCCAUUGAUGAGUCUGAGGAGUUCCUCUCCAACCUGGUGGUGAACAAGACCAUCUACGCCAAGGUGGACAGGCUAGCCGGCAUCAUCAACUUCCAGAGGCCGAAGGACCCCAACGACCUGCUCAACGAUUGGUCCCACAAACUGAACUCCCUCAUGUCCCUGGUCAACAAAACCACACAUCUCAUCGCCAAAGAGGAGAUGAUACACAAUCUGCAGUGAUGAGGGCCGAGUGCAUUGUUUUCAUAAAAAAAUGUAAUGUUCUUCUGAAUUUAUAUUGAUGAAUGAACCGUUAUUCCAAUGUCAACUACUCCAAUUUUUUGGAAUAACAAGUACCACAUCCCUUUCUGUUUCUUACAGUCAGCAAAGUUGAAGCAUUUACAAUAAACAAGUCUUACGUUGUUAUUAUCUCUUGUCCCACUGAUAUAAUGCAAAUUACAUUGUUUAGAGUGGUCUCCCAAGUUUAUCUACUACAAUCUGGGCAUGUACUUUGUUCUAGAACCUAGACCACAGAGGGGCAUACACUGUUAAUGUUUUCUCUCCUGUUCCAACUCUCUUUUUCAUGUAACCGUCAUAAGGGAUUUAGUGUUAGAGCAUUUGCGUGCAACUUGCUGUAUUAAAACAUUUACUGUAA
This is a messenger RNA of Oncorhynchus mykiss (rainbow trout), 1918 nucleotides long. RefSeq names its product 26S proteasome non-ATPase regulatory subunit 12. Gene Ontology annotation, cellular component: proteasome regulatory particle, lid subcomplex; cytoplasm. The record is from RefSeq and is a predicted model, not a curated record. NCBI's taxonomy places the organism in Eukaryota, Metazoa, Chordata, Actinopteri, Salmoniformes, Salmonidae.